GUUACACUUGCUAAUCCAGCUGCGAUGACCAUGAAAAAAAAAAAAGAAGGAAAGAUGAAAUACAAAAACUCGAGUUUUUUGAGUCCAUGUAAGGAAGAUCGUUUAUCCAUUCCUAAAAAAAAAAAGUCUCCCAAGUUUGGGGGUUUUCCACACACACACACACACACACACCCUUUUUUUUUCCUUACACUUAAACUAUGUAUGACUUUAUGGAAUAUUGCUUGAAGCGGUUUUACCGCUCUUCAGGCUGGAACGAAGAAAACCAGUACUCGAACCUAUGCUCGUGGUCAAGAGCUUUACUUGAUUUUCACACACCAAGAGGUUUAUCCUUGGUCAUGUCGAAACUUCCAACACCUCAAUUUAAACCUUCUUAUACUCUAAACGCUUUACCGACACUCAAUGGCAGUAUAGGAUAUCUCUAUACCUCAAAACCUCUUGAAAUUGGAACAAGUGCAACCGUUGAUUUUCAAGACAUGAUUGAUCGAUUUCGAAUUAUUGUUAAGCAACCUUCCAGCAAUGUAAAAGAUUACCAAGUAACUCCCGACUAUUUGCUUUAUGGUCGCAUGUUCUUCCCAGGAGCUAGGUUAGAAGCCAUGUACGUACGUCGUAUCAGCGAACACCUUCAAUAUCUCGUCACUGCUGUCAAUAGCCCUCGUACCCUUGUUUCACCUCAAGUGGCUAUGCAGUUACAGUAUGACGUGGGGAAAUGGUGUUCUGAAUGCUCAUACACAUCCGACGACGGACUUUUGGGUCUUCGAGCAUUAUACAAUAUUGGUCAGCCUUCAGCUACAGGGCAAUGGUCCUUGGGCACAGAGAUAUAUUACGGUGUUCUUGAUAAAAGUGGUGGAUUGUCUACUGGUUUUCGUUAUCGCACAUUACCUAAUUCCAAUGCACCACCGAUCAGUUUCACCUAUACAUUGAACCCUAUUGUGGGACACAUGUCUACGAGUUAUGUGGCUAAAUUAUCAGACGAAUUAGUCAUGUGUUCCAGAUACGAUUUUAGCAUCUAUUCUUAUGAAAGUGAUUUAGCCUUUGGAUUCGAAUACCGCACCAAAAACAAGACACCGACCAUCGAGACAGAAGUGGAUGAGGGUAUGAUUACAUUGACAGCAGAUCGUACCGAGAAAUUAGAGGGUUUAAUUAAAGCACGUUGGGGGUUCACCAAAGGUCUUGCUUUGAUGUGGGAAGGAAGAUUUAAGAACACCUUAUUUAGUUUAGGAUUGACUGCUGAUUUAAGAAGCACAAGUCCAAUUCGUACAAUAGGAUUAGAAGUACAAUAUUUCUCUUGAUUUUUGUGUAGUCAGAACCUCUUCCCUUUUUGUGUACAAUAUAUAAUUCUUUCUCUC
Messenger RNA from Mucor mucedo, 1346 nucleotides. RefSeq names its product mitochondrial distribution and morphology protein 10. The transcript is spliced from 3 exons. Lineage: Eukaryota; Fungi; Mucoromycota; Mucoromycetes; Mucorales; Mucoraceae. Gene Ontology annotation, biological process: protein insertion into mitochondrial outer membrane; phospholipid transport; mitochondrial outer membrane translocase complex assembly. Bases 198 to 1289 code for a protein of 363 amino acids. The record is from RefSeq and is a predicted model, not a curated record. Gene Ontology annotation, cellular component: SAM complex; ERMES complex.